ACCGUUUUGCGGCACGCCAGUUUCCGGCGGUGUAAGAUAAACAGAAGUUUGACAUUGGCUGCAUGAAAAGGUGUUAAAUACACACACCUUGUCGUUAACAAUGGCUUCGCUUACUUUAAAUUCCUUAAAACAUGUAAUGAGAGCUAUGGUGGAUAGCCCAGGCUUCGACAGGGUACUUAGCAAGGUGGACAUUUUGUCUGCCAGCCCCGGUAAAGUGGUGUGUGAGAUGCGGGUAGAAGAAGAGCACACAAACCGGGGAGGGACGCUGCACGGUGGGCUAACAGCCACACUGGUUGAUAUCGUCUCCACCAUAGCUAUCAUGCACAGUGAGAGGGGGGCACCGGGGGUCAGCGUGGAUAUGAAUAUAACGUACAUGAACGCUGCCAAGAUGGGAGAAGAUGUUCUCAUCACCGCUCAGGUUCUGAAACAGGGACGGAGUCUGGCGUUUGCCACAGUGGACCUCACCAACAAGGUUACAGGGAAGAUCAUCGCACAAGGAAGACACACCAAACAUCUUGGCAGCAGCUGAAGCUUCUCCACUCUGUAUCUGUCUGUAGUGUCAAAGCAAGAGUGACGAUGUAAACAGCUUCUCUCUGUCUGUAAAUAAGUUUGUAAUCAGUACUUCAGUGGUGGGUGUCACAACGCUUGGGCUACGAGCUGGUGGUUACUUGAUGCUUAUUUCCUGCUGUUAAAUAUUUGCCAAUAACUUAAAUUGACACCAGUGGUUAUUGUAUGAUCAGAGCCCCUUGUCAUUGAAAGACUGUAUCAAUGAUUUGUGCGCAUGCAAUAAAAGAAAAUGGACAAAGA
Molecule: messenger RNA, 807 nt
Organism: Maylandia zebra (zebra mbuna)
Lineage: Eukaryota; Metazoa; Chordata; Actinopteri; Cichliformes; Cichlidae
Gene: acot13
Product: acyl-CoA thioesterase 13
Molecular function (GO): fatty acyl-CoA hydrolase activity
Source: RefSeq, a predicted model, not a curated record